Messenger RNA from Pelobates cultripes (western spadefoot toad), 41388 nucleotides. NCBI's taxonomy places the organism in Eukaryota, Metazoa, Chordata, Amphibia, Anura, Pelobatidae. The record is from the annotation of a GenBank genome assembly.
AUGAUGGAAUGUAAUGUGUUUAAUCAAGUGAAUGAAUACUUUGUAUCAACAGGCAAGUACAUUGGUUAUAACCCUGCUGCUCUCACUGACAUUAAGACAUUCCUACUUGUGGGGGAAGAAAUCUUCCUACUGUCUUUUGUGUUGACGUGCUUGUCCUGGGCCAAUUUUUGGGCAGUAAGUUGGAAAGAACUCCUACAGCAAUAACUAAUGAUUUGUUUAACAUUUAUUGUUACAGUGGAGAGAAAAUAAUUGAGGCAACAUUAGGCUCCCCAACUAACAUUGGAAAGCAUCUGUAAUUGGUAAUCGUCCUAUAACCAAGGGCCAUACUAGUUAUGGAUUUGUUCAGCAAUAACCUGCUUCCUUUUAUUAUAUGGUACUGUCAUUUCCUUAUAGCUUUUAAUGAGCAUUGCGAGAAUCGUGCAGUCUUAAAUCCUGGUCACAUCAGUGGCGGAUCCAGAGCCUGAUCUCGGGAGGGGCACUUGUAGAUUAUUUAAAGAAAUAAUCCAGACACAAUAACUACUACAGCUCAGUGUUGUGGUUAUGGUGUCAAUAGUGCCGGGACCCCCUCCUAGAGUAAGUAGUCAAACCGUUUAAGAACAGUUUGACAACUUACCUGAGGUCUGCUGGGAAAUGGGGCGGUAGUAGGGCAUAGGAGCAGUGGUGUGUGUGAGUGGUGCAAUGUGUAAGGGGUGCAGUGUGUGUGUGUGUGAGGGGGACAGUGUGUGAGCAGUGUGUGUGUGUGUGUGUGUGAAGGUUGUAGUGUGUGAGUGGGGGGCAGUGUAUGUCAGGGAUGCAGUGUAUGUGUGGGACAGUAUGUGUGUGUAACAGUUGCAGUGUGUGUGUGAAUGUGGGCAAUGUGUGUGUAUGGGGCGGCAGUGUAUGGGGGCAGUGUGUGUGUAUGCGGGGCAGCAGGGGGGCAGUAUGUGUAUGGGGGGGCAGUAUGUGUAUGGGGGCAGUAUGUGGGGGGGCAGUAUGUGUGUGGUAUGUGUGUAUGGGGGCAGCAUGGGGGCUGUGUGUGUGUGUAAGGGUUUUUUAUAAUAUAUAUCUUUAGUUAUUUAAUAAAAAAAUAAUAAUAUUCUAUGUUUUCAUCCCUGGUGGUCCCAGUGGUGAUUCCCUGGUGGUCCCAGUGGUUACAGUGAACUCUAGCCCGCGCUCCCGGGCUAGAGUUCACUCUCGCGAGAUUUGGAGCGUUGCCGCGGCAACACUCCAAAUCUCGCGAGAGGAGGACCCGGAGCUCCCAGGUCCUCCCUCUCCCUCCCCUGCCGGCUGUCAGCACAGUGCCUGCGGACCGGGGAGGGAGAUCACUGAUCUCCCCUCCGGUCCGCAGGCACAUUGCAGGGCUAGCGCCUGCAUGUGCUGGCAGGGGAGGGAGACCGGUGGAUUUCUCGGGGGGGGCAAUUGCCCCGUUGCCCCCCCCUGGAUCCGCCAGUGGGUCACAUGUGUUGUUAGUUUUAUUUUGGCACCUGCUAAUUCACAUAUUGUUUGCACGAGCUGCACAACACAUAGUCCAAUUUUAUAUCUGUACAUGCUUGGUGUAUAUAAACCAUUUUUGCCCGGUUUCAGCGACAAUAUAGGUUAAUAACCUGAUUUCUGCUUAAAAUGUAUUGGGAUGUUUUUGACUAAACAUUGUACAAAGUAUUUGGCCUGGAGACAAGUACAAAACAAAAUGUUUUUUAUUUUUAUUAUUUGCACAUGGAACUCUCUUUAUGGAUGUUUCUACUCCUCCCAAGCAUACAAUAGGGUUUUGACAGAUGGAUGCUGCUGGAGUUGCAAGUUAUGACAUCAUAUAACCCUGCAACCUCCAUUAGUGUUACACAAAUCACACAUGGAUAAUUGUACAGACACAGAUUUCUUCCGACAAAUUCAUUCCCACCGAUGACAUCUGGCGUGUGUUAUGAAUGUCAUGAGUGCUUUCUCCACUCAGUCUACAGUCAAUUGUAACUUCUCAUGGUCAUCAGACAUACUCCUCUUGGUCCGGCAGCCUGGAUAACACCAGUUACUCUAGCACCUUUGAAAAAUAACCCAGUGGCCCAGUUCAGGCCUGGGUAACAUUGACAGAUCAUCGGCUCAUGCACAAACCCAUACAGCGUUGUACUAGUAAAGGCCCUGUACAAAUCUGCCUGCUGCCUCACUCCGAUAGUGUGGUGCCAACAGAUGUCCCAAAACACCUCCUCCUAUUUUAGUACAUAGAAGAAAUGGUGCAAGGCUAUAGCCCUCAAUCCCUGUAUGCUAGUGCCUUUCCCCUUUGAAGCCCUCCCUUGGGUUUCAUCUGGUUUCAUGUGACUUUAUUCAAUUGUGAUUUUGUAUUGUAGUUUCCAAUUGGUCCAUAUAAAACUAGUUUGAUGCCAACAUACACAGAAAUUGAAGAAUGUUUUGCUGUGUUUAAAAGCAAUUUUCAUUGCUACAUGGUAUUAGUAGCUGUAACUAACUGGCUUCUGGGAUUUGUCAAACCUUAGCUGUUUGACAGGAGUAUAAUAAGAGGUCUCUGUGGUGGAACCAGCCACGCCACUGGGCAUUGGAGAAGACUGAUUGCCAGCCUCCUGCCAUGUGACUAUGGCCCCUGGGAUGUAUUGCCUGCUCUCCUGUACUGCUGAGGAUUGCUACCAACUAGGUGGAUUUGGCUAUGGAGCUUGUGUAGUGCCCUCUGUUAGUAGCAACAGUAAUAUGCACUACCUGAAUAGCAAGACUGGUCAUUUGCAUAUUCGGGUAGAUUUGCAAAUCGCUAAUUCUGCAUGCAGGAGAGACAUUUUGUGUUAAUUAUGGUCUUCCCCACCCAUUUAUAAAUAUGUAAUUAUGUUAUAAUAAGUCACUGUAUGUUGCCUGCUAUGAUUUGACUGUUUGUAAUUUUAUUGAGUUUUCACAGCAAUGUUAAUGUAAUGACCAUAUGGGCUAGUCCCAAGUAAAAUAAAGUUUUAGACCGUUCUACUUCACCCUCAAUUUGGAGUCCUGUCUCUUAUUGGGGGAAUCUGCUACAAGGGAUUGCUAUACUCUGCAUAUUCCCUUGCUAUAAUCACUCCUAAACUCUUUCAAGAGCUCGUUCCUGCUUCGCUCUGAAGGAAGAGAGGUUUGGCCUGCGGUGGUUGUGGUGUCGGCUACAGUGCUUGGAAUCCUCAAGAAGUGCUGGGAGCAUCCAUCAACGGAGGUACCCAGUCGGGGUGCCAGGUGAUCCGUUACAGUCUCCAUCUGUCUAGGGCUUGUCUGUAAUAUGCUUUAGUAUGGUAGUUCUUUAAUACCUGUACUAAUUGUCCUUGUGGCUGAGUGACAGGCAACAGAGGGUUGUAGUCAAUGGAUUAUAUUCGAAGCAUGGGCUUGUCACCAGUGGAGUACCUCAGGGAGCUGUACUGGGACCCAUUCUCUUUAAUGUUUUUAUUAGUGAUAUUGCAGAAGGUCUUGAUCAUAAGGUAUGUCUUUUUGCUGAUGAUACGAAGAUAUGUAACAGGGUUGAUAUUCCAGGAGGGAUAAGCCAAAUGGCAAAUGAUUUAGGUAAACUAGAAAAAUGGUCAGAGUUGUGGCAACUGACAUUUAAUGUGGAUAAGUGCAAGACAAUGCAUCUUGGACGUAAAAACCCAAAGGGCAGAGUACAGAAUAUUUGAUAGUCCUAACCUCAACAUAUGAGGAAAGGGAUUUAGGGGUGAAUAUUUCUCAUGACUUAAAGGUAGGCAGACAAUGAAAUAGAGCAGCGGGAAAUGCUAGCAGAAUGCUUGGUUGUAUAGGGAGAGGUAUUGGAAGUAAGAGGGAAGUGCUCCAGAAGGAUAUUGAUACUUUAGAGAGAGUUCAGAGAAGGGCUACUAAACUGGUUCAUGGAUUGCAGGAUAAAACUUACAAGGAAAGGUUAAAGGAUCUUAACAUGUAUAGCUUGGAGGAAAGAUGGGAGGGGGGUGAGGAGGGUGUAUGAUAGAAACCUUUAAAUACAUAAAUGGAAUCAACACCGUAAAGGAGGAGACUAUAGUUAAAAGAAGAAAAAAUGCCACAACAAGAGGACAAAGUCUUAAAUUAGAGGGGCAAAGGUUUAAAAAUAAUAUCCGGAAGUAUUACUUUACUGAAAGGGUAGUGGAUGCAUGGAAUAGCCUUCCAGCUGAAGUGGUAGAGGUUAACACAGUAAAGGAGUUUAAGGGAUGGGAUAGGCAUAAGGCUAUCCUAACUAUAAGAUAAGGCUAGGGACUAAUGAAAGUUUUUAGAAAAUUGGGCAGACUAGAUGGGCCGAAUGGUUCUUAUCUGCCGUCACAUUUUAUAUUUCUAUGUUUCCUUCUCUCAUGCCAUGGAAUUGGGCCUGGGCUGGAAACUUCACGGUGUGGCCCAUUAUGGUUAGUGGCAUUACAGUGUUGUACAAUUGGUGAGGAAAAGACAGUACAAUAUACACAGACCAAUACAUUAGGUAAGUAAGGCCUGUUCUGUGAGCUGAGAUGUAGCAAUCAAAGCUCUUUUAUACAAAGUUCUUAGUCUGUGAGUUUACAAUCUAAAAGCUAAAAUGGGCAAUUGUGACGAGGUAGCAGGAGGAAUUUGUAGGUUAUGGUUAGAGAGUUCGAUAUUUAAAGCUGCUAAUAAGAUAUAAAUGAGAUAGUUUCAAGCAGCUGGGCUGAAAACGUAGUUGGUUGUCUAUAGUGGUCUAUUCCCUUGGGCUUGUCUUAGAAAGCUCUCAUUUUAUGGAUUUUAUAGAUUCCCUCUAAGCACCUGACUACUACAGCACACUGUUGAGAAGAGUGCUCUUGCGCCACCUUUGUAAGGAGGUUUAGUAGCCGUUUUACUUCUAACCUAGGGCAUGUUUUGUGCCGCUCUGCAAAUACGAACUGCUCGAAGCUUUAUUCGUUGGACUAAGCCUGGCAGUGCUGGGCUUAACUCAGGAGAACCAUCGGAAACUUGCAGGUUUUCGACAUUAGUAGUGGAGUUUGGAAAGAACGUCCAGUGGGCCCCAGGUAAUACAUUAUAAUGUUUGAAUACUUACAAUAGGGUAGGCACCAGAGCAGUCCUGGCACAAUCACCACUACAACAAGCUGUAAUGGUUAUGGUGCUUGGAGUGUUGAAGUUCUUGAAGUCUGAUUUACUCCAUCAGAUAAGGAUAAGGUAUGACAACUUUCAAUAGGGGAAUAUCUACUAAAUGUUAAGACACUUUUAUUGGUCUGUUCCUUUAACCCCUUAAGGACCACACUUCUGGAUUAAAAGGGAAUCAUGACAUGUCACACAAGUCAUCUGUCCUUAAGGGGUUAAAGUUACUUGUUCAAUAUUCUUUCUACCCCAUGUUUGGAUGUAUCCAAGUAAUGUACCAAAAUUUAGAUUUCAAUUGUUUUAAAGCUAUUGUUGAAGUUGAUACAUCUGAAGGAACAAAUUUACCUGUUCCUGUUUUAUCAUCACUUAAUCUUCCUUAGUGGUGUUUUUUCUGUCUGUCCGCAGUUGCCCAUUGAAAUGGAUUGCUUGAAAGAAAUAUCUUCCUCAUCCAUGUGUUACUGUGUAACCACAAAUUGAGAAAUGGUAAACUGUAGAUAAAGUGUACAUUGCAUCUGUGUGCAAGAGGAAGCUGUAAUUUAUGUACAGCUUGGCACUGUGUGAUAUCUGCUUGAAUGUCUUCAAAUUGCAAAAAAAAUAAAAUAAUAGUUUGCAGCAAUUAUAGCAACAUUUACUAAGGUCAGAAGCUCCGACAUAUUCUGAAGCGUUGUACAAUUGACGGGGUAACAAACAAGUAGUUCUGCAAGACAAGUUGGACGCACAGGAACAGAAGGUGAUCUCAUCUUCUAAGGUUAUCGAUCUCAGCCAAUCAAAUGCUUGCAUAUGUGCAACAAUACGCCACGCUGAGCCAAUCAGUCUUUCUAAGACCGUCAGGUUGAAAUAGUGGAGGUAACUCCAGUAUUUUGCAGGAGAGCCUCCUGACCACCUAAUUGAAAUGAAGUGUCCUGGGUGUCUAUAGAGUGCCUUUAAGCAACUCUGACGACAUUGCCUUUUAUCGUUGAUUGUUUGUCACAGCCCAACUUUCUGUAUCGGACAAGCGUUCGUACUGAUCAUUCGUGCAAUAUAAACCCUUCUUGAAUACACGAAUAGCCGAAAGAAACAGCCCUCAAAUAUUUAUCUGUGCUUACAAUUGUCUACGUGUUCGAACAUUACUGUGUAUUGGGAUAUACGAUCAUAUCAUUGUCAACCUCACUUUUAGUCCCUUUUUCUAUUUUAUAUCUUGGAAAACCUUUCCGUAUCCUCAAGCCCUUACAUUUGUAUGUGCUCCUUAGUCCAAUCAACAUAAAUCUCAUCUUAACCUCUGUUAAUGCAUUGUAACAUUUUAUAGUACUCGCAAAAUGAACUGUAGGUUUAUUUGUAUUUUGUCAUACAACGUUUAGCUCUUUUUUUUUUUUUUUACUUAAAGACUGUACGAUUCUGGAAUUGGUGGCACUGUAUAAAUAAAUGAUUUUUUUUUUUUCCCUCUCUUUAUUAUUUAAAGACUUUUUUCCUGUGUAGCACAUAGCUCUGAUAUUUCUCUUCAGCCUCGUCUAUUUAAAGCCAUGUUCAUUUUCAGUGUACUGUUCACUAACUUUGACAUAUGUGUAAGUAUAUAUUUCAAUUACAGCAGACCAGGCUACAAUUAACAUGCGAGGCAUAUUUUUCAGUUGUAAUUCAAGACAGAUGUAUACAUUUAGAGAAAAGCUUUGACUGUUAAUACUUGGAGGGCCAAACUUGCUGCAUUCUCUGUGUUUAAAUAUAAAAAAAGAGAGGGUAUCACUAACAUAAAUUUGAUGAUGAUUGAUGACUGGAAAGAGUGACUUGUAGUGAUCUUAUAUAUUUAUUCAAAUUUUAGAGUCAAAUAAACUUUGUUUAAAAGGUAUUUGAAACAUUAAAGGGACACUAUAGUAUCCUGAACAACUUUAGCUUAAUCCCUUAAGGACACAUGACAUGUGUGACAUGUCAUGAUUCCCUUUUAUUCCAGAGGUUUGGUCUUUAAGGGGUUAAUGAAGCAGUUUUGGUGUAUAGAACAUGCCCCUGCAGCCUCACUGCUCAAUCCUCUGCCAUUUAGGAGUUAAAUCCCUUUGUUUAUGAACCAUAGUCACACCUCCCUGCAUGUGACUUGCACAGCCUUCCAUAAACACUUCCUGUAAAGAGAGCUCUAUUUAGGCUUUCUUUAUUGCAAGUUCUGUUUAAUUAAGAUUUUCUUAUCCCCUGCUAUGUUAAUAGCUUGCUAGACCCUGCAAGAGCCUCCUGUAUGUGAUUAAAGUUCAAUUUAGAGAUUGAGAUACAAUUAUUUAAGGUAAAUUACAUCUGUUUGAAAGUGAAACCAGUUGUUUUUUUUCAUGCAGGCUCUGUCAAUCAUAGCCAGGGGAGGUGUGGCUAGGGCUGCAUAAACAGAAACAAAGUGAUUUAACUCCUAAAUGACAGUGAAUUGAGCAGUGAAAUUGCAGGGGAAUGAUCUAUACACUAAAACUGCUUUAUUUAGCUAAAGCAAUUUAGGUGACUAUAGUGUUCCUUUAAAUAUGUACAGAUAUCUUUCCACAAGCACCUUAAAGGAACACUAUAGGGUCAGGAUCACAAACAUGUAUUUCUCACCCAAUAGUGUUAAAACCACCAUCUAGCCCCCUCUUGCCCCCAUAAAUAUAGUACAAUCUUACUUCUGUUCAAGUCUGCUGCUGCUGGCUCUGCCUCUAAUCUUCCAGCUUGGCUGACAUCAUCAGAAGAUGUGUUCACAUAGGAAAGCAUUGGAUUGCUUCAGCUUGUCAAGGAGGCAGAUCAGGGGCAGAGGCAGCACAGGUCAAACACAGUCCUGGCCAACCAGCAUCUCCUCAGAGAGAGUCACUGUAUCUCUAUGAGGAAAGUUCAGUGUCUCCAUGCAGAGGAUGGAGAUGCUGAAUAGCAGUACUGUACAGUGUGCAGCACUGCCCAGGAAGCACCUCUAGCAGCCAGCUGAUGAGUGACUGGUGGAGGCAUCCAUGGCUAUAAUGUAAAUACUGCCUUUUCUCAGAAAAAAAACAGUGCUUACUGCAAAAAGGUAAUAUUAUACCCACCAGAACAAAUACAAUAAGCUGUAGUUGUUCUGGUGACUAUAGUGUCCCAUUAAAAUCAAAUCCUAUGUUCACAAAACUUGGGAAGCUUUAGUCGUAGAUAGACCGACUACCCAACUAUAUGAUACACCCAAGUCAUUUGACACCCAAUUUGCUACUGACAGUACACUAUUAUUUUGGCAUUUUGUAACAUCGACAUGUCAUCACGUUUCCUGUACUCUCGUUAAGUUACUUGGACAUUCCAUUACUUCCCUUCUCUUUUCUCCUCGUGUGGACUCGGCAGAUCCUUCCUUCAUUUUCGCAUUACUCUCUGCUGCCUUCUCUCUUAAACUCCUAAUCUUCUCUGACUUCCCUUCUUCCAUUCCAUCCUCUGCAACGGAAUACAUGGAAAGUGGCAUCACCACGGCUAAGACCAAAACUUUAAACAUAUCUCAUCUUGCAAUACCACUCUUCCUAUUAGUAUAACCUUACUGAGGUCGCAUGGGCUUUUUUAUAUUCCCUCUACCAUCUCAAUAUUCCGCCAAAUUCAUACUCCUGAUACCUAAUGUGGGCUUACCCUUUACUAUAGUGCAUUUUUGUUGUCUUGUAGUUCUAAUUGUACUUCACUUUGUAUGUUGUUUUUUUUUUUUUUAAUCUGCUUUGUUUUGUGGUUUUUUUGUUUUUGUUUUCUUCUGGCAGUGAUAUCCCUCCACCCUCCCUACACUUUCAUGUUCCUUUUUCUUAGUAUUGACAACAUUUUAAAACAAAGAAUCUUGAAAAAUAAUACUUGCACAAUUUUCAUUUUUAUAGAAAAAUUGUGGAUAUGUGCUUUAGAUGUUUACUAUCUUCUUGAAAUAUUUGUCAGGGUUCGAAAAAGCUAGAAGUAUGGAUUCCAUUUUGUCACAAGUAACAGAAUUUUAUGGUUUUAUUUUUAAAAUUUUUUUUAAAAAUGCACAAAUAAUCUUAAGGCUAUUUGCGAAUACAUGUUUAAAGACCUGCAGUAUAGGAGAUAUUGUGGUAUGUAUAAAACUGUUCAAUUAUGCAACAUGUAAUUACUGAUUCUUAAAAGCACUUCCUGUAGUAGAAGAUCAGAGUUAAAAAGAACUGCUGUUAAAGGGACCUCAGAUCUAUAUUGUGCGUUUUGUAAUUGUGUGUCUGAUGCCUGUUCAUUGAUAGGAUGACCAUACCCUUCCUAUCCUAAAACUUUUAUUAAAUUUUUAUUUUUCAGUAAUGCUCAUUGGUCUUCUUAGAUAUGCCUUUGUGAUUGAGCGGUACGGCCCGUCCUUACUGAACACUGUUGCAUUUGCGUUGGGAUGGAUUUGUGCUGCUGGCCUUUCCAUGGUUGGUAGCUUCCAGGUAAGACAUUUUACUGAUGUUUAACUUGAAGUAUUCGUUAAAACACUGUCCGUCUGGUCAGACCAAAGAAUAGAAAGGUCAUUGGGGUUCAAGGCAGAUUUUAAAGGUAGGUAUGCUAGUAUAGCAGAAACCAGUUCAGAGGUGUGUGUGUGUGUGUGUGUGUGUUUUUGUAAUAUACAUAUAUACAUAAAUAAAGAAAUAUAUAUAUAUAUAUAUAUAUAUAUAUAUAAUUAUUUAUUUUUUUUCAAGUAGAGUUUUUGUUUUUUUGUUUUGUUUUUGUUUAAAGUUUAAACGUCAGUUGUAGGUGUACUUAUAAGUCAGGUUUGCAUGCUGAAAUUCAGGAAUGGUGGGAAUAAACAGGUUCUUGUAGAGAUGCUAACGGCAACUGGCCAUUUUUAUGUAUAUAUUUUUUUAACCUUUCAUGCUAUAAACACAAUCUAGCAUGGUUCUGACGAUAACCAGGUACAUUUCAGUAAUAACCAGAUAUUUCCAGUGGCUUUGGAGGUCUAGUUCUGGACUCUCAUAUUUCAGUUUUGAGAAGUAUAGCAUAAGUUUAACACAUGAAUUGUUUGAACACUCCGUGCCAAGUUAUGUUUACUCUUAAAAGAAAACUGUCAUCAUUUUUGAUUAUUAAUGAAAAUAAAAGAUUACAUGCAGUAUAGCUUGGUGACAUUUUGUUGACCAUGCAUUUAGUUUAACUCUUUUUGGUGAAUCUCCUAGCGUACUCUUGCUCCAUGUGGGUGGCCAUCUUUAACUCUUUGCUCAGAAGCAUUGCUUCUUCCAAAGAGCCAUGCACUAUUUGAAGGUCUGAAACCAUCCCAGAGUGCAUUUUGAGAUGCCCAGUGCUUGCUCAUGCUGUUUGAAUUCAUGCAUAUACCAAAAGCUCUUAAAUUACCAGCACAGCUUUUGGACGUAUUGGUUAUGCUUCUGAAUAGAGGACACAAGAUGGCCGCCUCCAUAGAGUGAAGGUAAGCCAGAAGAUACGCUAAAAACAAGUAUUAACGGGACUCUCCAGUGCCAGGAAAACAUAUCAGUUUUCCUGGCACUGCAGGACCAUACAGUGCCCCUCUCCCUCCCACCCCCCAUCCCAUGUUGCUGAAGUGGUUAAAACCCCUUCAGUGACUUACCUAAAUCCAGCGCCGAUGUCCCUCGGUGCUGGAUCAGGCUCCGUCGGCGGAGGAGACCUAAUGCGCGUAGCGUGAUGACGUCCAGCGUAGUUUAAAACACUUCAUGUUCUAAGAACAUGGAAGUCCCUCUUAUGGUUACUAGUGAAGGACCUAAGCCUGCAAGGUAAUUAUUGCAGCUUAUAAAAACUACAAUAAUUACACUUGCAGGGUUAAGGGUGGUGGGAGUUGGCACCCAGACCACUCUGAUGGGCAGAAGUGGCCUAGGUGCCUGGAGUGUCCCUUUAACGUACAUGCAUUACCAAAAUAAUACACAGACGCUAUACUACAUGUAAGCUUUUAUUUUAAGCAUUAAUAUUGCGUAAUAUUAAUGUAACCUUUUUUUUUUUUUUUUAAAGAUGACAGAACGCAAUGUAAAACACUGCUUGUGUAUACUGGGUUGUUUUUCUUUUUUUUUUUUAUAUUAAUAUAUAUUGCGUUACCUGGACAACCAGGAUGCCGGCGUUCGAGGCAUGAGACCGCACUGCUCAUUAACAUAUGACCACUGACGAGGUUCCUAAACAGGCAUGCUGUAUAUUCUGGAUAACCAGAGUGCUUGUUACUGGAUCCCCUAGUCUGGAACUAUUAAUGUGGCUGUCUUUAACUCUGUGUGGCGUCAGGAUCUGCACACUGAAAUUUUCAUGUAUACGAUUCAUUCUCUCUAUCUCGGAGUAAAAAGAUUAAUCCUAAGCAAAAAAAAAAUUGUAAUAUUGAACAUUAUGAAUAAUAUCAUCAUGUAGUGCUGAUACAGCUUAAGCCAUACUUUCAGUAGUGCCUCCAAUUGAAAUCAGAAAAUAUUGUAUAAGUGCUUAGUGAAUAAUAAAGUUAUAUUGUAAAGUGCAUAACAUUCAACUAGUGCAACUAGUGAAAUAUGGAUGAAAGUGCAUAUCUAAAUACAUAAAUAACAGAACUGAAAAAAAUCACACGGGAAUACUCAAUCUUAACAAUAACCCGAUGAUGUGUAAUAAAUUAUGUAUAUACGUACACUCUCUGGAGUAAAGUGAUUUUGUAUUUUGGUACCAAGAAAACCUCAAAAUAAAACAGAAAUACAAGUUCCAAACUUGUGGUGUCCCAUUAUAUAUUUUCCACUUGCUCAUCAGUAAAUUGUAGGGUUUCAACUUGAGUGUUGUCAUGAUUUGUAGCAUGUAUGUAAUCACCCAUUAAGCUUCUAUUUGGACCCCCACCAAAGAGGGGGAUAACUGUUGUUCAUCCCCCCAAAAAAUGUAUGAUUUUUUUUUUAUACUGUUCCUUUAAGAAAAGUACUUCAGUGCCUUUAAAGACAGCGCCACUGCACAAACUUGUCCCAAAAAUAUUUUCCUUUUUAGAGUUUGUAGGAUAUAUUCCAAUUCGUGGGUGCAUAGGUUGGAGGCCGUGCAACUUCCAAUAUUAAUAACAAAUAGAAAAGACCUUGCACUCCUACUAACUGACCUCAUCACCUGGUGCUUGAUUAAACUGAAUAUACAAAAUUAGAGAGAUUAGCACUCUUGGGAUACUUUGAAAAAAGUUUACUUACAGACCGUGUCACCAACAGUCAACGUUUCAGUUCCAGUAAGAAACUUUCAUCAGGACAAACACAAUUGCAUUAACACAAGCAUCGUAUAUUUAUAGGACCCCAAAAAGUACCUCAACCUUCACCUGUGCAGAGGGUUGGCGUUCGUUAAUCCAAAGAGCGCUUUUGUAAAGUAUAGGAGACAGCUGUAUCAAUCACGUCUCCGUGUGCAUAUAUCUAUAAACAAGGAUGGACAUAUAUAAAAUCUUAUCAUGCCUCCAUGGUGUGAUGAAAUUUUAAUCUGUCUUCAUGAGCUGUUGUUUACCCUGUUUAUUUGAGCCUAUGAUUACAAUUAUUUAUUUUGCAUAUGUUUAUAAAUCUGUUGAAUGUGCAGUGCAUCUUCCAACUUGCAAUUGCAAUUAUUUUCGUGUCAUGGUUUUUAUAAUCUUAUUGGUAUCCUAUAUGAUAUAUUUAACAUAGUCAGCAGAAGGUAGCCAUCUGUCAGGAGAAACGGUGAGCCUCCAUUUACUAUUGCACGUGUUUUGUGUUUCGAAAUAGUAAUCGCUGCAUCAGCUUGCGGCGAGUGGGUGCAACAAAUGGAAAGGAAAUAAUCUUUUGACAGAUUUCAUGGACGUUCUCCUUGUAAAACAUUCAGCCAGAAACACACACCCAUAUAUGUGAGGUACUUAAGAACACAAGCCUGACUCAUAAGAGAAAAAACCCAAACUGAGCCUUUACAGAAACACCAUGUGGGUGUCACUCCUUGUAAGAGUAGGGAAUAAAUAAAAAAAGUUUAACGUGCCUUGCAUACUGCGACACCCUGGUCUCCAUGCUGCCGCUCAAAAAUUUGAGCGGACAAAAAUUAGCUCACCUUAAUAUACCAAUAUACAGCACAGGUGUAGGUGCACAAGUGUAAUAAAAGUGUGUAGUUGCUUCAGAGAAAAAUAAACACAGUGAUACAAAAUAUAGUAGAAAUGUCUGUAGUCUCUUCACAACACACAUGCACACAUAGUGGACUUAAAGGACCACUAUAGUGCCAGGAAGGCAUACUCGUUUUCCUGGCAAUAUAGUGCCCUGAGGGUGCCCCUACCCUCAGGGUCCCCCUCCCGCCCGGUUCUGGGGAGAGGAAAGGGGUAAAAACUUACCUUUUUCCAGCGCUGGGCAGGGAGCUCUCCUCCUCCGAUCCUCCUCCAUUCCUCCCAUUCGGCUGAAUGCGCAUGCGCAGCAAGAGCUGCGCGCGCAUUCAGCUGGUCGCAUAGGAAAGCAUUUACAAUGAGAAUCACGCAAGCGCCUCUAGUGGCUGUCAAUGAGACAGCCGCUAGAGGAAUUGGAGGAAGGAUUAACCCAUUUGUAAACAUAGCAGUUUCUCUGAAACUGCUAUGUUUAUAAAAAAAAAAAUGGGUUAACCCUAGCUGGACCUGGCACCCAGACCACUUCAUUAAGCUGGAGUGGUCUGGGUGCCUAGAGCGGUCCUUUAAUUCAAUAAGUGCAACACAGCAGGAUCAGUUAUGUGCAGAACACUUUGUAAUUAUAAGCUGGUAGUGCAUAGUGGGAAUGCACUUGGUGUGUUUUAUUGGGUGUCUAGAAUUUUAUUUAUGUAUUAUUUAUUUAUUUUUUGUUUAGUAGUGUUUAAUGUUUUUGAAUUCUAAACAUGAGGCUUUCAACAUUCCUAGUAGGAGUAACUGUGUAAAAAAUCAUAUUGUAAUCUAUAUAUUACAACACCAGCUAUGAAAGCAUAUCUGCUAGUUUUUUUUUAGGUGUAGGUCACUGUGCUGUCCAUCUGAAAAUAAAAUUUGUAGAACCGGUUCAGCUUUGUGCGGAAAAGGUAGUGUUAUGGCCUUCUCAGCGAUGGUCCAGUCCAAAGCUCUUCAUUGAGGAGAAUUGAGUAUCUGAUGUGCAUGCAGGGUUAAGAACGACACUGUACAUUGCUAGGGUAAGAGGCCAGGGACCCUGCACCCAGACCACUUUAUUGAGAUGAAGUGGCAUGGGUGACUAUAGUUUCCUAAAAUAAGCACCAGCAUUUGGCGAUUUUCCGACUUUGGAAGUUCUAUUCUUCUUCUUUUAUUUAUUUUUUAUUUUUUAUGACACUCAGAUUUAGAAAUUAACAGCUGGUCAGUUUUUGUUCUUGUGUAUCAUCAUUGUGUCAAUUCCUCAGUGAUAAAAUAGGUGAUUCAAAUAUUUAUGAUACUGAAGGGGAUUGAUCAAAAGCGUAGAAAAAUUAAAGUGACCAUUGUAUUUGCUGUAAUCUUUCUCUUUCACUCCCUCGUUUCCUUUUCCUUUCCGUUAUCCAAAACUUAUUUUAAAUCUAUUAAAGUGAUAAAGUGUAAGUCUAUUAAAAGUGUCUAUUACAAAUAUGCUGACGUAGAAAAUCAAACUCCAUUCACACAACCAUUCAUACCGGUCCGGCGUGAGGGUAGAGGCGUUGGUUGUAAGGAGUCUGUUUGUAACAAGAGGCCAUAGUCUCCAUAUGUCAUAUGCCCUUUGGGGGUUCUAUUCUAACUGAGUGGACAUGGCUAAGAAGUGCUAAUAGGUGUGGGACUAAAAUAUCUCCCAUGCAAUGGCAGUAGUGAUAGGAGAAGCCAUCUGGUCCCAUAGAUUUAUUCUUGGGAAGUGAACUUUGCAAUCAAAUUGCAGGUUGCAACUUCAGAUAUUGGGAUAUUCCCUUUGUUGCUGGGGGAGAGUAAAAUUGGGCAGUAAUGCUUGCAUUCCCUACAUUGCGAUAAUGUGGGUGGGGCGGGCCCUAGAGGCUAUGUCCCUUUGACAAGCUGCAUGGUUAGCCUCUGCAUAGUCUUCAGGACAAUGCAGUAAGUGCUUCCUGGAUGGUCCUAGUGCUCCCUGCAGAGCGCGAGUGCAUCUAAUAAUAUGCUUAUGUUCAGAGGCGGCUCUAGACUUUAAGGCCUUAGGCGAAAUUCAAGCAUGAGGCCCCACUAACAUCCAAUGUAUAAAAUAAUAGGGUUGUAUUGUGUGUGUGUGUGUGUAAGGAGCAUUCGCUAUAUUGAAAGGCGGGCUUGCAGUGUUGGAUACAGAGAGUCAGUCUUUGCAUUCGCCCCUGCAUUGUGAGCUCUCUGGCUGUAGUUGAAGCAUAAUUUGCAAACAAAAUUAAUUUGCAAUAAAUUUUAAUUUGCAAUUAUGCCAAUCUUUUAUACACAAUUGUGGGGUAUGGUUGCAUAGCCUGUCAGUCGUGUAUAUAUAAAGUAUGGUGUGAAGGGGUUAUCGAAAACAGAAAUUAAAAUUUAGCUUGACCAAGAAAGCUUUUAAAAAAUCAUUUGCCAAAUAAUAAAGUGUGUAUGAUGUAUGUCUUCUGUGACAGACAGAGUAAAGGGUACCAGUGGCAGGGAGAGUGUGACAGGAAAAAGGAGGCAAAUGGCACAGGGUGGGGGGUUGUGAGAAAGAAUGAGGUCAGAUGAGUAUUACAUGGUUUGAUGAAGGAGUGUGACAGGGUGAGUAGAGGUAAGUGUGUCAGGGCAAUAGUGGCAUGGUAGGUUGGUUUUGGGGUGAAGGGUGAAUGUGGCAUGAUUGUAGAAGGGAGUUUGACAGGAUUAAGGGAGGUUAAUGUGACAGGGUGCGUGUGGAAGAGUGUGACCGGAUUAGACACAAUGUGAUGGGAUAAGUGUGGCAGGGUUGGGAGGAGAGUGACAGAGUGAGAGAAGGUGAGUGACAGAAUUAAGGGGGUUAAUUUGACAGGGUGAGUGGCAGAGCGAGGGGGGGUGAGAUUAACAGGAUUAGAUGUUGAUAAUGUGAGUAUGGAUGCGUGAAGAGGCUGACAGUGUGUGUGUGAGGGGGGUGAUACUGGGAGGGAGGAUGAGGGUAAUACUGUAAGUGGGGGAAUACUGGGAGGGAGUGGGGUGUUAGUGUGAGGCAGGUGGGAUACCGUGAGAAGGGGGAUACUGAAAAGGAGGGGGUAAUACUGUGAGGGGGCGAUAGUGAGAGGGUGUGGGUAUACUGGAAGGGAGGGGGUGAUAGUGUGAGGCAGGUGGGAUACUGGGAGGGAGGGUAAUAGUGUGAGGGGAAUACUGGGGAAUAGUGUGGGAGGGUAUACUGGGAGGGAGGAGGGUGAUAGUGUGAGGCAGGUGGGAUACUGUUAGAGGGGUUAUACUGAAAGGCAGUGCGGUAAUACUGGGAGGGAGGGAGGAAGGGGCGAUAUUGUGAGGAAGUGGGGGGAUACUGGUAGGGAGGGGUGAUUUGAUGGAGGGGGUAUACUGGGAGGGGGUGAGGGUGGGGGGGUGAUGGUGUGAGGGGGGGUGAUGGUGAAGGGGUUGCAGGGAGGGAGGGGGUAUACUGGGAGGGCAGUGAUAGUGGAGGGGUAACAGAGAGGGAGGGGUUAUUGGGAGGGCGUGAUAGUGAAGGGGUAACAGAGAGGGAGGGGGUAUAUUGGGAGGGGGGAUGAUAGUGAGCGGAUUACUGGGAGGGGCUGAUAGUGAAGGGGUCACAGGGAGGGAGAGGGAUAUAGUGAAGGAGUUACUGGGAAGGGGUACACUGGGAGGAAGGUGAUAGUGAGGGGGAUACUGGAAGGGAGGGUGUAAUGGUGGUGUGGGAUGGGGUUAGAUUAAAUAACUUAUUUAAUUCCCUGGUGGUCAAGUGUGCGCUCCCUGGUAAUCCUGUGGCCUCCCUGGUGAUCCGGGAGUGUGCAGAGCUGCAGACCAUGUAUCUCGCGAGACCCGGCCAGAGUGUUGCUGUGGUAACCUGCGGCAAUGCUCUGAUUAGCUAGAUCUUGCGAGACACAUAGUCUGGAGCUCUGCACACUGCGGAGCUGCAGACCAGCGGCCACGGGCGCUCUCCUCCUGGGCAGACAGCACAGAGGCGCCCCGCACCUGGCGGCAUACUGAGCAAGCCACUGCGCCCCCUCCUGGUGUCGGAUCCUUGGUCACUGACCGAGGACCAGACACAGUCUGCCCUAAUGCAGUUAAUGCGGCCGCGAGGCCCCAAACAGCGCGAGUCCUUAGGUGGCCGCCUAAUUAGAGAGACGCCUCUACUUAUGUUGUACUGCCAAGGAAACGGUUCCCUGGUGUCCUCAGAAAACCUAUCUGUUGUGGUGGUUAAGUCGGACCCCAAGAUUGCAGAAGCUUCAGGCCUUCACCUGUAUGGGAUUCCAUGGUUUUGUAGUGAUUUUGUGAUGGAAGGAUGGUCGCCACUGAAAGAUUUGUGAAGAUUGCCAUGUUUUGAAAUGGCUCAGGUAAGGUCGGCAUUCCUCCUCGCCGUCAUCAUGUUUGCCUCCUUGUUGAGAUAGUAUAAGAGGUGCAUGAUCAUAUUACACAUCCCUCAGGGAAACCAUACUGGGUCUGAUGCGGUUGGUCAACAUUUGAGAUAAACACUGCGUUUUUGACUCUCGACUGUCUGUUGCACGUGGCAGAUGCCAUGGCCAAACAAAAUGAGUAAUAAAUACAUCAAAGGUUGUUGAAGUAAAUAUAUCAAUUGUUUUCGAUGUUGCAUUAUCAUGGCAAUAGAUUUCCAGAUUGAAGGAGCUCAGCUCACAUUUGUCUUCUAUAUUCUUCACGGACAAAGUCGGGCUUUUUUUUUUUUCUUUCUCAAAAUCAUGUAUUCCAGGCAAAAAAAUGUUUUGACUAGACUUAACAUUUCAUAAAACCUCUUUCUGACACAACGUGAUUUAAUAUUUUUCCAGUUGAAUUCGUUAAUGAAUAGGAAAUUGUGAAAAACAUCCACUAAUGCUGCCAGGUAAACAAAGGAUUGUCGAGGACCAGCUGUCUUUGAUUUUGGGAGUGCUGAGUAAAAUGUACAGUUUGCACUUUAUUCUAAUCACAAGUCCUCAUCAGUUAGUAAUCUGUCCAGACUGUUUGAUUUGAGAACCUUUUUAAAAUGACUAUAAGGGGACACAAACAUGGAAAAGACAUUUUGUACGCACACUUAAAGCUGUGUAAAAACGGCUACUUUGACAGUGUUAAACAGUAUUGCAUGUGGUAAAUGUGAUCUAUAAAUACUGUUUUGAAGAACACACUAAAAGAAAACUCCAAGUACCAUAAACAUGACACAGUGCUGUAGUAGUUAUGGUGCCUCUAAAAACAAGUCACAGUUGCUAAAGUAAACUUCUGGCCGGAAAGGAGGCUGACACAGGCACUGGUAAGAAGUCAAACUGUUAGCAAAUGGUGGGUGAGGGGGUGAUGACCACGAAUAGCAUUUUGACCAACUAUGAAUUCAAGUUUAAUUACCAGAUUAGCAGAGAAGUAGCGCCUUCGUGUCACUCAAUGCGUUAAAUAUGUAUCCCACCUCAGAAUGUUCCAAGUUACACAAAACCUAACAUGCCGUAUUCUGCCCUUAUGGAAUGAAUGAAUGAAAUUCUUUGCUAAUCUGUUUUUAUGAGGAUUAUCUAAUGUGUGCGCUAUCUGUUAAAGUGCCAGGAGGGACUGUGUUUGCCAAGUUAAUGUAGUGUCAAAUCAAGGGUAGGCUAUUAAAGAAUUCCACAGACAUGAUUUAUGUGAUUCAUAUUUGUAAACUCUAAAAGUCUUAUAGAUUGGAUUGCUGUGCGUUUGCAACCAAUUUACACAAUGUCUACUGAGAUAACGAACUUGUAAAAUGUAAGACCAUAUAGGCUGUGUAAGGCAAGUAGAUUGCAAGCUCCUCUGCAAAACAAUUAUAUUGCUCAUUUGUUAUAUUUGAACUUGAGAAGGGUUAGAAACCAGAUAGAUUUCAGUGAAAUUCAAUUUAAAGGGACAUAGUCACUAGAACCACUGCAGCUUAAUGUAGUGAUUAUGAUGACUAUAGCAUGUCUCUGCACCUUUAGCACUGUAAAAGGUCUUUUCAGAGAGAAGGCAGUGUUUACAUUGCUGCCAUGGACACCUCUAGUGGCAUUCAAUCAGACGGCUCUUGAAGUAUGCACUCUGCAUGGAGACGCUAAAUGUUCCCCAUAGAGAUGCAGUGAUUCUGAGGAGAUGCUGAUGGGGAAAAAUUGGAUUCGCUGAGAUUUUCAAAACUAAUGAUCUCAGCCAUGGAGGUGGGGAGAAAUCACCUUUAAUCUCCAGAGAGAGGGGGGCCAGGGGCUUAAUGCUGUAUUCCAGCAAUAUAAUGUCAGUAUUCUAGAGCAAACACUCUUAUACACUAGAAAAGGAAUUUGAAGUUGUUCUUUUUUGGCAAUUUUACAAAGUCAGGUAGCAUACCUCACAAGUGUCCCUAUUUAGGCGGGGCAGUUCUUAUUUGGGGUGCAUAUGCAUCUCCUGGUCCUUGCGAGGACCUCCCGAUCAAAUGGACGGCAUAGCCGUCCACAUCAGUGUCAGCAGGGGGAGUGCCCGGAAUGACAGGUACUUCCCCCUGCUGCCUGAAUAUAUAUUUUGUAUAAUCUUAGUGUAUAUAUACGCAUACACUGUCUAAGUGUAUUUUAAUAUUAAUAUAUAAAUAUCAAAAUACACGUAGAAUAUUGAUAAAAUAUAUAAUUAUAUUUAUAAAUGUAGAUAAAUAUUACCUAGGAAGGUCACUCUUAUGGAAAGUGACCACUAGGUUUAAAUCCCAGUCCACUCUAAGGUCUUAAGAAAAAUAACAAACUUUAUUAAUAACUCUUAAAAAAAUACUGAGGCAGGUAUGUAAAUGUAGCCUAAUGAAAAAAGGCAAAAAAUCUGAGAAGUACUUAAUAGCAGCAAAGAUUCCAAUACAAUAUAAAAGACCUUUCCCUCCCACAGUUCUUUUGUAUCCCCCCUAAAGUUCAUCAUUGAAUAAUUCCCGGCCGGUGCUCCGUUUCUGCCUGGGCGGCGCUUCCUGCUUUAUUCCUGUUUUAGCGGUGUCGUCAUUACGCACGCCGCAUGCUUUUAAUCUUGCGUUCCAGGAACCCGGAAGUAGAUGUUGAUCGUCCGUUUUCGGGAAUUUUCAAUUGCCCAGAAGAUGCCAUGAAUAUAUAUAGGUGGAUAAAUGGACAGGGGAGGAAAACAAUGGAAAAAAAACUCUGGAUGGCACAACAUGAAUAUACUUAUAUCAAUAAAAAAUAUAUUAAUACAUCGAUGCAAGAAUAUAUCCAUUGACAACCUGUUUUUCGUUCUAUUAGAGGUGAAAAGGCCUCCAAAAAAUAUAAAAAAUAUAUAGCUGGUAAAUGUAAACUUACCUGUGAGUCUCUUCAUUUACCUGUCAGAGCACUCUGAUUGGAUGGCUUAAGCCAACCAAUCAGAGCACUCUGAGCCGAAUAGCAUGGCGUGAGAAGGCUUUAUAAGCCUUUUCCCGCCCUCCGGAACUCAGUCUGUGCCGUGCCCUCCAUGGGUGAAGAUGGAUUAAUUUUUUGCGUAGUUUUAUUUUUUAAUUUUUUGCGGGGGGUGGGGGGUGACUAGGGGCUUAGGGACUGCUAGUCACCUUUGGGGGGGGAGGGGGAAUAAUUUUAUUUAGGGCCCCCACCCGCUGCUCAGGGGUGGGGGCUGGGGAAGAGGACAAUAGGGCCCCCACCUGCCGCUCAGGGGUGGGGGAGGACAAUAGAUCGUCCCCCCCCCAUUGUUAUUUAGGGGGAGGACAAUAGGUCCCCCACCCACCGCUUAGGGGUGGAGGACAGUAGGUUCCCCCCCCCCCCCACAUUCUCCUUAAUAUUCCCCACUCGCGCGGGGCACGGGUGGGGGCUUGGGAGGGGGGAUAUUAGGUUUUUUUUUGUUAGAUUUUUAACAGUGAGCAGCCUCAGGCUGCUCACUGUUUAAUAGACAUGCCCCUACUCUCGAUAUAGGGGCAGAAUUUUCUUGGUAUUAGUAAAUUUGUCUGAAAGACCGUGGGAAUUCAUUCAUUCAGAUUAAAUUCUGAUUCGAACAAAGUCCCGAAUUGCGUCCUAACACGAAUGGAGAAACAGUUCUCAUUCUGUUAUGACGCAAUUUCGCCGGCGUUCUGUCUAAGUGACAUGACGUUCGGGAAAAGUGGAAGGAGGCUUCGUGGGGACACGGAGGAUAGGUGAGAAUUGUGGGAAAAUGUCUGACCACCGAAAAUGAAGCACACUUUGCUCCUCUGCUGGUCAGAGAUGGUCAGGCGUAGGAAACCUCCGUAAAACAAGUAGUCCCUACUUUGUCUUAUGUUUUAACCCUUUAAGGACAUAUGACAUGUGUGACAUGUCAUGAUUCCCUUUUAUUCCAGAAGUUUGGUCCUUAAGGGGUUAAAGAAAACUAGAGCAGACAGGAAGAAAUGAAGAACAGAUCAUGAGAGAGGCAGUAGUGGAUCCAGAGCCUGAUCUCGGGAGGGGCACUUGUAGAUUAUUUAAAGAAAUAAUCCAGACACAAUAACCACUACAGCUCAGUGUAGUGGUUAUGGUGUCAAUAGUGCGGGGACCCCCUCCCAGAGUAAGUAGUCAAACCGUUUAAGAACAGUUUGACAACUUACCUGAGGUCUGUUGGAAAAUGGGGCUGUAGUAGGACAUAGGAGCAGUGGUGUGUGUGUGUGAGGGGGACAGUGUGUGAGCAGUGUGUGAGUGAAGGUGGCAGUAUAUGAUAGGGGUGCAGUGUGUGUGUGUGUGUGUGUGUGUUAGGGGUGCAGUGUGUGUGUGUGGGUCAGUAUUUGUGUGUGACAUUUGCAGUGUGUGUGUGUGUGUGUGAGGACUGCAGUGUAUGUGUAGGGCAGUGUGUGUGUGUAUGGGGAGCAGUGUGUGUAUUAUUAUUAUUAUUAUUAUUGUUAUUAUUUUAUUAUUUAUAAAGCGCCAUCAUUGUUACAUAGUUACAUAGCUGAAAAGAGACUUGCGUCCAUCAAGUUCAGCCUUCCUCACAAAUGUUGCUGUUGAUCCAAAAGAAGGCAAAAAACCUGGUCUGAAGCGCUUCCAAUUUUGCCACAAACUAGGAAAAAAUUCCUUCUUGAGCCCAAAAUAGCAGUCAGAUGUCUCCUUGGAUCAAGCAGCUAUUACCCCACUAAUUAGAAAUUAUAUCCCUGUAAAUUAUGUUUUUGUAAGUAUUUAUCCAAUUUCAGUUUAAACAUCUGUAUGGACUGUGACAAAACCACCUCUUCAGGCAGAGAAUUCCAUAUCCUUAUUGUUUUUACUGUAAAAAAACCUUUUCUUUGCCUUAGAUUAAAUCUCCUUUCUUCCAGCCUAAAUGUGUGACCUCGUGUCCUAUGUAUAGCCCUGUUUAUGAAUAGAUUUCCAGAUAAAGAUUUGUACUGGCCCCGAAUAUAUUUGUAUAAAGUUAUCAUAUCCCUUUUCAGGCGCUGUUUUUCCAAACUAAACAGAUGUAAUUUUUUUAAAGGACCACUAUAGUGCCAGGAAAACAUACUCAUUUUCCUGGCACUAUAGUGCCCUGAGGGUGCCCCCACCCUCAGGGACCCCCUCCCGCCUGGCUCUGGAAAGGGGUAAAAACUUACCUUUUUCCAGCGCCGGGCGGGGAACUCUCCUCCUCCGAUCCUCCUCCUGGGCUGAAUGUGCACACGCGGCAAGAGCUGCGCGCGCAUUCAGCCGGUCGCACAGGAAAGCAUUUACAAUGCUUUCCUAUGGACGCUGGCGUGCUCUCACUGUGAAAAUCACAGUGAGAAUCACGCAAGCGCCUCUAGCGGCUGUCAAUGAGACAGCCACUAGAGGCUUUGGGGGAAGGCUUAACCCAUUAAUAAACAUAGCUGUUUCUCUGAAACAGCUAUGUUUGUUAAAAAAUGGGUUAACCCUAGAAGGACCUGGCACCCAGACCACUUCAUUAAGCUAAAGUGGUCUGGGUGCCUAGAGUGGUCCUUUAACCUUUCUUCAUAACUAAAAUGCUCCAUUCCUUUUAUCAAUUUUGUAGCUCGUCUCUGGACCCUCUCCAGUGCCAUGAUAUCCUUCUUUAGAACAGGCGCCCAAAAUUGCACAGCAUAUUCAAGUUGUGGUCUUACCAGCGAUUUAUAAAGAGGCAAAAUUAUAUUUUCAUCCUGAGAAUUUAUGCCCCUAUUUAUACAUGACAAAAUCUUACUGGCCUUAGCAACUGGAGAUUGACAUUGCAUAUUGCUACUUAAUUUGUUGUCUAUAACAAUUCCCAAAUCCUUCUCGUGUGUGGUUAGGGGUAAUUCACUACGAUUUAGUGUAUGUUGCUUGUGUAUUCUUAACCCCGUAGUGCAUAACUUUGCAUUUCUCUAUGUUAAAUUUAAUCUGCCAUUUUAGUGCCCAGUCCCCCAAUCUAUCCAAAUCUCUCUGCAGCAAAGCAAUAUGCUGCUCACAUUUUAUUACUUUACAAAGUUUUGUGUCAUCUGCAAACACUGAUACAUGGCUUUCAAUGCCUAUUUCAAGAUCAUUUAUAAAUAUGUUAAUUAGAAGUGGUCCCAAAACAGAACCCUGAGGGACACCACUUACCACUUUUGUCCAGCCUAAAAAUUUACCAUUAACGACAACUCGUUGUACUCUAUCCUUAAGCCAAUGUUCAUCUAGACCACUUUCUUUUAGUUUGAAGACUAACCUAUUGUGAGGAACCGUAUCAAAUGCCUUGGCAAAAUCCAAGUAGAUCACAUCCACUGCAACACCCUGAUCCAUACUUCUACUUACUUCUUCAUAGAAUGCAAUUAGGUUAGUUUGACAUGACCGAUGUUUCAUAAAACCAUGCUGAUUAUUGCUAAUAACAAAGUUCCCAAUUAAUUCCUGAAUAUUAUCCCUUAAUAGCCCUUCAAAUAUUUUCCCAGUUACAGAAGUUAAGCUCACAGGUCUAUAAUUUCCAGGCAAGGAUUUUGAACCCUUUUUAAAUAUAGAAACAACAUCUGCCUUCCUCCAAUCCUCCGGUACAACACCUGAAACAAAAGAAUCUUGACAAAUUAAAUACAGAGGUUCACUUAUUUCCCCACUUAGCUCCUUAAGUACUCGUGGGUGAAUACCGUCAGGCCCGGAGCUUUAUUUAUAUAAUUUUUUUUUAAUAGCUGUAGCACCUUGUCUUGAGUUAUCCAAUCACAAGUUAUUUGCAAGUUUUUUGCAGCAAUCAUUUGCAUAUCUCUUGCCAUAGGAUCCUCAUUAAUAUAUACUGAAGAAAAAUAGUUAUUUAAAAUUUCUGCUUUUUCCUGGUCUUCAUUAGCUAAUAAACCCAACUCUGUUUCAGUUGUACCUACACUUUCAUUUUUUGUUUUUUUAGAAUUGAUGUACUUGAAAAAAUGUUUGGGGUUGGUUUUGCAUUCUUUAGCUAUCAAUUUCUCAUUUUCUAGUUUAGCCACUUUAAUUGCCUUUUUGCAAGCGUUAUUGGCUUCCUUAUAUCUUAAAUAGGAUGCCUUUGAUUUGUCUGAUUUAAAUGCUUUAAAUGCCCUUUUCUUAUUUUUAAUCUCUUGUUUUACUUCUCUACUAAGCCACAUUGGUUUUAAUUUGUUUCUUUUAUAUUUAUUACCCAAUGGUACAUACUGAGAAAUGUACCUUUCUAAUAUUUGUUUGAAUAGUUUCCAUUUAUUCUCAGUGUUUUUAUCACUAAGGAGUUUAUGCCAGUCGAUAUGUUGUAGAGCUGCCCUAACCUUAUUGAAAUUGGCUUUUUAAAAAUUAUAUGUUUUAGUAUACCCCACUUGCUUUUGCUUUUUUGAGUUUAUUUAAAAAAUUACCAUAUUGUGAUCACUAUUUCCCAAAUGCUCCCCUACUUGAAUGUUGGUUAAAAGAUCAACAUUGUUUGUUAUGACAAGAUCCAGACAAGCAUCCUUUCUAGUUGGUGCUUGUACCAGUUGUGACAUAAAGGUGUCAUUUAACACAUUCAAAAACCUGAUGCCCCUUGCUGAAGUACUAGUCCCUCUUUCCCAAUUUAUGUCUGGAUAAUUAAAAUCUCCAAUAAUUAACGUGUUACCUCGACUUGCAGCUUUCUCGAUUUGCUCUAACAGCUGUUCUUCCUCAAUAAUAUUUACAUUAGGUGGUUUAUAACAUAUCCCAACAAAUAAUUGAUUUCCCUUUUUUUGCCCCAAGCAGAUAUCUACCCAUAAAGCCUCCACCUUUUCCUCGUCACACUCCACAUGCCUAAGAUUUUACUUUAACGCAUGGUUGACAUAUAAACAUACCCCACCACCCUUCUUGUUUUUCCUAUCCUUCCUAAAUAACGUGUACCCAUUUAAAUUAACUGCCCAGUCAUGUGUCUCAUCCCACCAUGUUUCUGUUAUGCCUAUUAUAUCAUAUUGUUUAGUGUAUGCUAUUGCCUCUAGUUCCCCCAUUUUGUUAUAUAAGCUCCUUGCAUUAGUAAGCAUACAUUUAAUAUUAUCAUGAGUCUUUUGUACUUUUUGUGAAUUAUCAAUAUUACAUACCUCCUCUGUUCUGAGCUUUCCCCUCCCCCCAUUUCCACCCCCUUUGUUCUGAGCUAAAGCCCAUCUCCUUUCCAUCCUAUCUCCAUUUUCUAGAUUGCUUUGACCCUCCCCCCCUACCACUAGUUUAAAAUCUUCUCCAACUUUCUAGCCAUCCUAUCCCCUAGCACAGCAGACCCUCUUCCGUUUAGGUGCAAUCCAUCAUGACUAUACAGGUUGUACCCAAGCGCAAAAUCGUCCCAGUGCUCUAAAAACCCAAAUCCUGCACCAAGACUUUAGCCACGCAUUGACCUCUCUAAUCUCCUGCUGCCUUUCUGCUGUAGCGGGCGGCACAGGUAAUAUUUCUGAAAAAAUUACCUUGGAGGUCCUUUUUCUUUAGCUUACUUCCUAGUUCCCUAAACUCAUUCUUUAGGACCUUCCAUUUUCCUCUGACUUUGUCAUUGGUACCAAUAUGGACCAUGACAGCUGGGUCAUCUCCAGCCCCUCCCAAUAAUCCCUCCACUCUGUCGGCAACAUGCCAGACCCGAGCACCCGGGAGAGAGCAAACUGUCCGGUUGAGUCGAUCAGAGUGGCAGAUUACCCUAUCUACUCUCUUAAUAAUAGAGUCCCCUACCACCACAACCUGUCUAGACUUCCUUACCCUCUCAACCCCACCUGUACUAGAGGAGCUGUUUCCACGGCUGUUAGCAGGAACAGCUUCCUGCAGUACAGCUAGUCCUGAGCUGAUGCUCCCAACAUCUUCACUCAAACGGGCAAAUCUGUUAGGCUGCAUGAGAUCAGGACUAGCUAAACCUUUUCUCUUCCCUCCCCCCAUGCUUCCUCGCCCCACUGUCACCCAGCUACGUGCCUGUUCCUUAUCUGUCUUAUCUCCUCCCUCUCCACUACCUGACCCCACUAAACUCUGCUUAGUGAGCCGCAGACUCCUCUCAAGAUUGUCAAUCUCCCUCAGUGUUACAAUUUGCCUCACCCGAUCUGUAAUCUGAGUUUCCAGAAAUGCCACUCGCUCACACCCACCACAGAGGUAUGGACCCUGGACAGAAUCAUCCAGGCAUGCAUACAUGCGGCAUGAUGUGUGCACUGAGUAAAACUCGCAAUCUUGCUAGCACUCAUCCCCAGUUACCAAAAGCACAAGUGAGCAAAACAAUAUUUACCCUCUUGGUUUAAACUCCCUUGUAGAUUCAACUCCUGUUGUUUUAACUCCUACUUAAAAGAGACUACUUGAAAUAGCCUACUUUCAAGCAAACUCCAGUGAGCAAGCUCUGUGAGUCAGUAGUGGGUUUAUUUUGGCAAUACAAAUCCCACAUAGGUGGAAAUUAAGGGGCACUCCCCCUAAUUAGCUCAGCAGCAGCACCCAGAAGGAGGGGAAUAGAAACAACAAGAGAGGGGGAAAAAAAGGGAGGGAAAACGUUUUAAAUAACACCAGCAAGGUCAGAUCAGAUUCCAUAGCGUUGUACAAAGGGUAUGGGGGCAGUGUGCAUGUAUGGGGGGUAGUGGGUAUGGGGGCAGUGUGCAUGUAUGGGGGGUAGUGUGUGUGUGUUUAUGGGGGGUAGUGUGUGUGUGGUGGGGGGAAGGGGACAAUGUGUUUUUUGUGAUUAUAAAAAAGCCCCCUACCCUUCUUAUCACACACAUUGCUCCCCUCCCGCCCCCCCACACACACACACAUACACUGUCCCCAUACAUACAUAAUAAUUAAAUGUAAAAAAAACACAACACAUAUAAAAAAAGCCCCCCAACCCUUGGAUGUUUUUUUUUUUUUUAUUUAGUUAAAACAAAUAUUCUUUAUGACAUUUAUCCCUGGUGGCCUGGUGGUCCCAGUGGUGGUGAGGUGAACUCUAGCCCGUAGCUCCAGGGCUAGAGUUCACUCUCGCGAGAUUUGGAGCGUUGCCGUGGUAACCACGGCAACGCUCCGUGCUCACGAGAGUAGGACCUGCAGGCUGAGCUCCUGGGUCCUCUCUCCCUCCCCUGCCGGCUGCCAGGAUAGUGCCUGCGGACCAGGGAGGGAGAUUUCUAAACUCCCUCCUUGGUCCACAGGCACAUUGCAGGGCUGGCACUUGGUCAAUGCCAGCCCUGCAUUAGCCGGCAGGGGAGAAUCUUGGGAUCUGCCACUGGAGAGAGGGAGAGAAGAGGAAUCGAUUAAAGAAAGAUGAGUUUAGCAUGAGAGUGCCGCUUUAAGGGGUUUUUGUUUUUUUAAUUCAUUAAAAAUAAUUGUGUAAGAUACAUUGUCCAUGUUCUACAUUACAGUUUUGUGUGCAUAAAUUGUUAUUAGUAUGUCACAUAAGAAAGUAUGAUGUAGAAAUGCACUAACCUUUACUUCACUUAAAUUAUUUUUAUUAACUUUAGCUUUAAAUUAUGCAAAUUGAAAUUACAGCCUUUAUAAGACAGAAGGGAUCGCAAUAUGUGCUUUCUUGCAGUUCCAUAUGCUGAUCACAUGCGCUUGCAUAAAUCUGGUCAUCUUGUGGAGCUGCCAUAGAAUUUAUCUUUUUUACUGAGGGCCUGAAUGAAAUUUAUUGUAUGUUGAAUGCUACUGCCUGACCUGAGGGCACAGAUCACGUCAAUAUCCAUCAUUGGUGGCUUUUAUUAGGUGAUCUUAAAAACAAGUUUCUAAUUAAACAUUACAGCAUGAACGCUUUUGAGUUGCGCUUUGUUUUAGAUAGGUGAUAGCUGAUAGGUGUAAUGUAAACCUGACUGGUCUAUGCUGUGCACCGCGUUGGCUGUACUGCUACGCAAUUCUGAGUGGAUGAUGUGAGCUCAUUUAACUGUAUUUUUGUCUCCUAAUGCUGACUGCUUUCUGUUUUCCAGGUGGAUCACGCCAAGGUGCUACAUUAUAUUGGGGCAGGUGUUGCGUUCCCGACCAGCAUGCUGUUCAUCUUCCUUCAGUCCAUCCUGACGUACCGCAUGGCGCAUGCUCAAUGGUACUGUUGGAUUGGGCAUGUUCGCUGUAUUCUUACCCUGUUCGGUUUAAUUAUUCUUGUUCUCAGUAUCCUUUACACAAGUGAUCUUAAUAACUAUUCAGUUUUGGUGUAUGAGCAAGCAGAAAAGUGGUUUCCUUCAGAUACGUAAAGAUAAGUCAAUAUUCAAUUCUACACAGUUUUGUGUUCCACAAUCCGGAAGUGGCAUGACUUGCUCCAAAGACUCUGAAUUCACUGUUGGUUCUCUGGUACACGGAUCAUUUAUUGAUACUAGGUGUAGUGAUGUUGACUGAUGUGCACGUACACAUUUAGUUCCUCUCACUUUGAGGAGUCAUAAUCACUUUUUAGUCUAGACCAGGGGUUCCCAACCCAGUCCUGAAGAACCCCCUAACAGUCCAGGAUUAGGGAUUACUUAAGUGUUUUUAGAAAGAUAAAAUAAAAUAAAAACACUUUAGAUACAACAGGGUAAUCCCUAAAUCCUGCGCUGUUAGGGGGUACUUGAGGACUGAGUUGGGAACCCCUGGUCUAGACUGACCACCUUUCUAUGGGAAAAAUCAAUUUCGGAUCCUCAUUCCUUGUACACACACACACAUAAAGGGAAUGUCUUUGCACUGCUAACUUAACAAUAUUUCCAGGUGUUAAUGAUCUUCAAAAGACACCUUUCAGUUAAAAGGCUUUAUAUCAAAUAAUCCACCCAAGUGAUUGUAACGUGUGCACAAAACUAAAGCUUGAAAACUGAUCAGGGAAUCUUGCUGUAUUCCGUUUAAUUACGUGUUCAUACACUUUUUAUAGACAUCUUGUUCUCAUAACGUUUUUUGGUGUUCUGUCCAACAUGGACGACAAGAGCUUUAGUCAGUGUGGCUUGAAGACAGUGUGUGAUACAUUUGUGCCAUUGAGAUAAUGCCUGCCUUUUUAAUAUAAAAGUCAAUAGCCAAGAACAAUAGAGUAAUUACCUUUUAACUCUGUCCAGCAGAACUUUUGUCUCUUUAGUAAAUAAAAAAGAUCAACAGCAUAAUGAUAGUGGAUGCAGCUAUGUGCAGGCCCAUCUCCUAGUCAUAUUCUUGUUGAUUCCAGUAUUUUCAUUCCUUUCUGGAAAAUGCCUUCACUUCCACAUUAGAGCAACAUUAUGCUGGGGAAAAUCUCAUCCACACUAGAUAGACUUCCAGAGAUUAAUCAUUCCAGUCAACCUACACUGCAGGAAAAGGUGUGCAAUGCAAUGGAUUCAUGUGGAACAAAGGUUGUACAAUGCUCCAGAAUGGUUUUACCACCUCCUAGCUCCAGUAUUCAAUGGGAAUUGUUCUACAUAAUUUUGUUUGAGGACUUCCUUUGGUGGAAUAAUAGAUGAAAAAUUCAGGUUUUCCAUCAAGUCUGUGCAACCAUAAAAUGUGUAGGUCUGUCCUAUUCUUUAGUAUUGCAAACACCGCCAACACAGAAUUUCUUAUUAUAUCCGGAGUGAUUUUUAUUGUAUCCUGAUUUAAUGCUAUGUGAUCCUGAAAACUGUAUAUGUGAAUGCAUGUGUGGCAAUUGCUGCGUUCUGCCUGAAAGAAUUUUUUAUUUUUUUUCACUUCCACUUUGAACUACUACUCAAAAGUGAUUCCAACAGGAAACUCUCCGAGCAUUCUGCUUGACCGCAGGGGGAGGUUACUAUGACUAUUUACAGAAGUUUGAUUUCUCUUGAAAUUUGCACUUUUCAUGAACAUGCAGUUAACCCCUAAAACACUAGAGCGAGCUUUUUAUAGUGUGAGCCAAAAUAAGUCCACAUGAGUUUGAUUUACUCCAUGGAUGUUGGUUUAAAGUUUCUUAGAACUGCAUAUUGUGUAUGUGAUUCCAUUGGCCAUCUUUACAGUAUACUUUUUUUUUUUUAAACUGUAUUACUGCGUUUAUCAUCAAAUAACCAUUUUUAUACUUCCAAUGCCUUAACAUCGGUAUGACCAUUCCCCCAAUAACCUUUUUUGUAUGGAACAUACAGGCGUGAUCUAGACAAUCGUUAAACACGCUUUUACUUUUUAACAAAGUAUGUGACACAUUGCUGGUUUAAUAUUAUAGCUCCUGGAAAUAAGUUAUUAGAUUAUCAAUUUUAUAGUUCUUAAGCAAAGCCUACAGAGCGAAACAAAAGGUUUGCUAGUCUUUACCCUUGAUUCUUUACACAAUGUCAUGAGACCGUCCUCUACAUAAAACAUCUGAUUUCAAAGACGCUGACUAUCUGGCAGGAAAACCGAUCUGUAAAAUAAUUACUUGAAGUGUAAUUUAGCAAAGUUUAGAACAUUGUUGCGUACACAUUCCAAAUCAGGGAAGUGUACAGCUUUUGGGGUAAACUUUCAUUGAAAUGUAAUCCAUCAUCUAAAAGGCUGUCUUAUGUUAAUUCUAUCUGUACAUGACACUUGUUACAAGAAACUGUUUCCUUGUUAAAAUAAUGUAUGCCUUAUUCGAAAUAGGGCUUGAGUCAAAUGCAGAGUUUUAGAGAAAUUUGUCCCUAUACAGCACCCUUAUUUUGAGGUUUACUUCUUUUAUCUCGUGUAACUUUUUUUUUCUUAACGCUCAACAGUUUUUAAAUGUCUGCCUUGACCACUGGUACUCCCCGUUAUGCGCUGUCAUUAGGCCUCCAAUUUAGAGCAUUUGCAAUGUCCUGUCUGUCUCCUAUAAAUUGUUUUUAUUCUGGAUGUUGAUGGAAGAAUACUGGACAGUCACGCUAUAACUUCAUGUUGCAAAACAAAUGUGUGAUCUAAUAUUACUGCUCAUAUACAAUGUGGUACACUGCUAUAAGUGUCCUAAGAUGUAAUCUGUCUAGUCCUUUUAGAACACUACAGUUGUGAAUUGAAAACCUUUAUGUAGAAAACAAAUGGCCACCUUCUCCAAACAUAGACUGCUGUUCUCAAACAAUGGUGGAAACUUUAUGGAGCACAGUAGUCUGACAUCAAUAGUUACACGUAAAUCCACGUAAUUGUUAGUGGUGGUACAUGUUAGCGAAUUAUUAAUUUUUUUAGCAAAACCCUCUCUCACAUCAAAGUAGAACAAAAAUAUUCGCACCCUAUUGGUCAGGAAUACUUUGGGCUUGAGCUGGAAACAGAAGCAGAAACUCCAGAUAUGCCAAUCUGCUGUCUCAGGGAGAUGGUCACAUUUGGUUAUAGAGGAAAUUCUUAAUAGCUUUAAAGGUACCAGACCUUUUCUCUAUGAACCUGCCUGCAUGGCCCACCUGCUGCAUUGUAUCAAACCAAUUUGUGACUAACACCGGUUGGUGCAAACAAGAGCCAAGAGUUCUGCUGGGCUGAGUUAAAAAGUAUUUAUUCUAUUGUUCUUGGUUAUUGACUUUUCUAUAAAAAUAAGACCAGUAUCCUGCUGAUACCAAGAGAGUGUACAGACUUACAGCUUAUAUUGAUGGCAUUGCUUGCUCAAUGUUCCUCAGUCUGCAGUAAUAGUGUUGGUAGGUUCCAGAAACACCUGGGGGUGUAAACUUGAUGACAUGUACACUAACAGGUGAAUCAAGUGCAUUAGCCUGGUGUACAUUCAUGCCAGGCUGAUCUGGCAAUUCUACAGCGUACCUGCCCCAUUUCUAGGCCAAUGGUGGAAAUAAUGUCACUGGCUCCUUCCUACUACCCCUCCAACCAGCUUCCAGCUUCUCAAUGCACUGAAUUUGAGAUGUAUGCAAUACCUAACAAACAAAAGGAAGUGCAACAAAGUAACGCUCCUGGCAGUCACUUGGUAGCCUGGUGUCCCUGAUCAUACACUUUAGGUCAGAUAACUGCUUUGUAAUAAACAUUUUUUUUUUUGAAUUUGACAAUUUUUAUUUAGCCAUGCAGCUGUGUUACAUUUGUGCUGGAAGUUUGGAUAUUCUGAUCAUGUUUACAUACAUGGUGUGGUAAUUUGGUAACAUCAUGGUAAACCUUCCAAUACUACUUAACAACUUUAGGUACAUGAAUCUUGCAGCUGCAUGUCUCAAACUUUUUUGGAGAGAAAGUAUAGUUAUAGGGGGGUAUAGAGAGGGGGGAGACAGAGAGAGGGAGGGGGGGUAGGGAGGUGCAUCCAUGGGUGUUUCUUGGAGGUAUAACCCAAGGGUUCGCAGGUGAUUUAGUAGGGGUUCUUGUAUGGUGAAGAGCUGGUGGGCGGCAAGUUUCUUCUACUUCUCAGAGUCUGAUCUUUCGUGGUUCCAGACCAGGGCUCCCCAGUCCCCCGCCACGGAUUUUGCCUUUGUCCACUAGUAAUCAAUGUGUUGCGGUAUUGUCAGCUUGUUUUAUGUAUCUAUCCCACAGUAGUUGCGCUUUAGCUAAUGCAGGCCUCGGGCCAAAUUGGAGUUGAUACAUGGCCUCAUAAGACCAGUUGAGUGCGAUUUGGUUAUUUAAAUGUGUACAUGACGGUAUGUCUUUGGAUUUCCAGUGUCUCGCUAUGAGUAUAUGUACUGAUGCUAGCGUGUGGUACAGUAUCGCUUGGUGAGCUUUGGGCAUUCUGUCGGGGAAUAUGUACAGCAUGCAUUGCGCAGGGUUUUUGUCCACUUGGUAGCCUAGUAUAUCUGAUACGAUAAGUAUGGCUUGUGUCCAGAGCGGUGCGAGUGCGGGGCAUGUCCACCAAAUGUGGAACAUCGUGCCCACUUCUUUCUCACAGCGCCAGCAUAUGUUUGUAGAGGCUGGCCAUAUUUUGUGUAUUUUUUCUGGCACUAGGUACCAACGGUAUAGUAGUUUCCGUUGUAUUUCUAGGUGUUGGGCGCAUGAUGUCAGGCCUUUGUGUGCUGAGUAAGCUUUUUUCCAUUGUUCUGGGCUUAGCUCUAUGCCUAGGUCUGUGUGCCAUGCCUUUUGGUAGUUGUCUUGGAUCGGUGGUUGGUUGUGUAAGAUUAAGUGGUAGCAUGAGGAUAGGGACUUGGCGUUGGGUUUGUUAGAAAGGCACAUGUUUUCGAACUUAGACAUUAGUUCUUGCGGUACCUUCUCAGGGGCUCUGGGAGGGUUAUGUUUUAGUAGGGACUUGAUUUGCAGGUAGGAGAAUAGGAGUUUCGCGGGUAGGUCAAAUUGUUCCUGUAAGCUAGGGAAGGUUUUGAGGUGCUCCCCAUCGUACAAUUGUAGUACAUGGGUGACGCCUUUCUCUAUCCAUGUCUUGUGGUUAAAGGUAGGGAUCAUCAGGCUGAUGGAUUGCAUUGGGGUCGCUAACGGUAUCUUUGGAUGGGUAACUAAAGUGUUCCUUACCCCGUCCCAUGUGUCUAUCAGCAACCGAGUAGUGGGGAGGCCUUGGAACGGUCUUGGUCUCCGAGCGCUAUCAGUCCAGAAAGUAUGACGUAUGUGGUCUACGUUAAGCCAAAAGGCUUCUAUUCCUGCCCACUGGGGUGUGUAAUGGGGGUCGUGUGCGGCUAACAUAGUACUUAGAAUUGCUGCCUUGUAGUAAUGGUAUAGGUUGGGGAUGCCUAGGCCGCCGUCUGUGAUCCUCCUCUGCAGGACCCUGGCGGCUACCCGGCUCUUUUUGUGUUGCCACGUAAAUUUCAGAAAUAAUGUGGUGAUCGACUUGAGGUAGGUGUUUGGUAGGGGUAUUUGUAGUGUUCGAAAGAGGUAUAGUAGUUUGGGGAGCAGUGACAUUUUGAAUGCUGCUAUGCGCCCUAGCCAUGAGAGGAACUUCCCCUCCCAUGAUUUGAGGGUGUUGUCGAUGUCUGUUAAGAGUUUAAUGUAGUUUGCGUGAUAGAGAUCUGUGGGUUUUUUCGUGAGUUUGAGUCCUAGAUAUGUUAAAUAGUCCGACCUCCAGUCUAGGGGGAACGCCUCCUUCAGUCUGUUUCUCGCCUCUUUAGUCACUCCUAUCGUUAACGCCUGUGUUUUGGAGACAUUCAAUUUAUAGUGGGAGUGGUGGCCAAAAAGUUCUAUUUGUCGCAUUAAGUUGGGCAUGGAUAUGAAUGGCUGGGUUAGGGUGAGGAGGAUGUCAUCUGCAAAUAUAUUUAGUUUGAAUUCUUUAUCUCCUAGAGGGAUGCCAUGGAUGUUCGGGUCUGACCUGAUUUUGGAUGCCAGUGGCUCCAAAGCCAGUACAUAAAGCAUGGGGGAGAGGGGGCAUCCCUGUCUGGAGCCAUUAGAGAUUUUUAUGGUCCGUGACGGGAAUCCUGCGUACAUAACUUGUGCCGAUGGGUCGUUGUAUAGUGCGUCUACCGCUGCCACGAACUUUGGGGGGAAGCCGAAUCUGUGGAGUACCCUGUUUAAGAAGGUCCAGUUGAGUCUGUCGAAGGCCUUCUCCGCGUCUAGGGAGACGAAUAGGCCACCCCUUCCCAGUUUUCUGGCGCUAUGCAUUAAGUUUAGAACUUUGCGUGUAUUAUCUGAGCCCUGUCUACCCUUCACAAAACCUACUUGGUCGUCAUGUAUGAGGUCCGGUAGGAUAGAUUUUAGUCUAUUGGCCUGAAGUUUUGCGAAGAUUUUGGCGUCUGUAUUGAGUAGGGAUAUCGGUCGGAAAUUUGGGCACGAGGUCGGGGAUUUCCCUGGUUUGGGGAGGGUGGUGAUAUGCGCUCGUAACAGUUCCGAUGGUAGUGAGUGGUUGUCUAUGGCGCUGUUAAAUAAAGUGGUCAGUGCAGGGGCCAGGACGUCCGCGUAUUUGUGAUAGUAUGUGUUCGCAAACCCGUCAGGGCCUGGCGCUUUACCCGUCGGGAGAUUUUUUAUUGUGUCCCUUACUUCUUGUUGGGUGAUAGGGGCUGAGAGAGCUUCUUUGUGCUGUUGUGAGAGGGUUGGCAAGUGGGCAUCUUGUAGGUAAAUGUCCAUCUGUGUGGGGGUUUUUAGGGGCGUCAGUGGGUCUUUCUUUAGGUUGUAUAGGGUUUCGUAAUACGUGGCAAAUUCGUCGCAGAUGUCUUUCGGGGCAACCAACUUGUUUCCUUGUGAGUCCUGUAUGUGUGCUAUUUUAGAUGUUGCCUGUCUGUCUCUGAGUUUUUGGGCUAGUAUUUUGCCCGCUCUAUUGCCCUGGGAGUAGUGAGUGGCUUUCAAUUUCCGUAGUGAGUAGCCCAUUCUCGUAAUUGCGAACUCCUGUAUUUUGUCUUGUGUAUCUGAGAUUUGGCUUUUUAACUCUGGCGAUGGGCUCGUUUGGUUUAGUUUGUUGAGGUCGUGUAGUUGUUUGUACCAUGUGACCUUUUGUGCGUGGGACGUCCGUUUGAGGAAAUGUGCUCUUUUGAUCAGUUCCCCACGUAUUACGGGUUUGUGGGCUAGCCAGGUGAUCUCCGCUGAGAUCUCUGGUGCGGUGUUUUCCUUAAAGUAGUGUUUAAGUGUGUUUUCUACGUGGUCUGCAAAAGUUUUAUCGUGUAGGAGUGUUUCGUUCAGCCGCCAGGGGCUUCUGUUGUGGCCCUCAAAUUUGUCUUUUAGUUCCAUAGUGAUAGGUGCAUGGUCUGACCACGUAAUAGUCUCUAUUGUGCAUUUGAGUACCUGUGUUAGAUGUUUUCCUUCCGUGAGGAACCUGUCAAUUCGCGUGUAAGAGUUGUGGACCGAGGAGAAAAACGUGAAGUCUCUCUCCUCUGGGUGGAGGACUCUCCACGUGUCGUAGAGAUUAUGUUCGUCUAGUAGUCUCUGGUAUGUGGUGCAUUGUCUCCUGGCUGGGUUGUUCCCUUUCGUAUUAGGACCUUUGGACAAGUCUAACCCAGGGUCUAGAAUGUGGUUAAAGUCUCCACAGAUUAUUAGCAUUCCCCUCUGGAUCGGUGCUAUUUUGGCUAGUGUUUUAUGCAGGAAGUUGCGUUGUUCUGAGUUGGGUGCGUACACGUUUGCUAUGGUGUAGGUAAUGUCAUUGAUUGUGCAUACCAGUAUGAUGUAUCGGCCUUCCUCGUCUAUGACUAAGUCGUGUUCGGUGAAUGCUACUCGGUUGCUGAUUAGCACAGAGACCCCUUUCGUUUUGGAUUUUGCUGUAGCGUGUUGUUGGUAUGGGUAUGCGAGGGGUUUAAGGAGAUAUGGUUUGGUGAGAUGUGUCUCCUGGAGACAUACUAUGUUUGGUUGGGAUUUUUGGAGGUCGUGAAGUAAUAGGUGGCGUUUGACAGGGGAAUUUAGCCCCCUUACGUUGUGACUAUAUAUCUUCAUAAAGGGAGGGUCUGUGAGGGGUGCUAUCUGUAACGUUGUCAUCGUUAGAUUUGUGUUUUCCCCGAGUGCCCUUGUAUGUCUUGGUACUUGAGUCUAGUGUGAUGUGUAUAGGCAGUGGUGCCGUGAAGUAUAUACUUGCUGUGUUGCUGAGUGGCUGCUCUGGCGGAUCCGCGUGAGGCACAUCCGUGACGGGUCGCGUUGUCCUCCUGGCUCUCUGUGUCUGUACUGGAACGGUACGGUUAUGCAGGUACAUAUCCUUGGAUUGUCUAGUGUGGUCUGGGUAGGGGAGGGAGGAUAAGAGGUUAAUACAGGAAAAUAGAAAAAUAGAAAACAGUGCGGUAAGGACCGCAGGGCCCAAGGUGGGCUGAGUACCCAGGUUGGGUACCAUGGAGGUAGGCAACAACAAAAACAUUAACAAAUAUCUUGUGCGAUUAGCCCUAGCGCUUAUCUCAAUAGUUCUGCAUACCACGUGAAGAUAUAGUUAUUUCAAAAACAUAAACAAAAACAUUGUUUUUUUUUGUGUUUUUUUUUUCUCAUUAACUUAGUUCCACAGGUCUCUGUCCGGGCUACUCUCAUAUGAGAGGCCAAUUGGUCUAUGCGUCCCCAAUCUUCCCUUGGGUGAGUUGAGGGGAUGGGUGACCCCCAUGGCAGAACUUUUUUUUUUUUUUAUUAAAAAAGGGCCGCUGGCAUUGAAGAGAUCGUGGGAGCAGUUAACCAACUGCUGUGUAUAUCUGAGGUUAACUAUAUGUGGGUAUUAUUUAUUUAUUUAUUUAUUUAUUUUUUUUUUAUUUUUUUUUAUUAGUCAUAACUAUGAGUAAGUUUUAAGCUAGAGGUGUCAUAGGGUGUGGGGUGAAAAUACCAGUUAGGGAAUUCCUCAAUCAGGUGGCAUCGCCAUUCAGUCCUGUAUCUGUACUCUUUAAAACUGGAUAUGGGCUGAUGGAGUUUGGGUUACUUCUUCGCCUUCUUCCAGUCCUGUCUCAAUCGCUGUGGUGAGGUUGUGCGUCCGUGUUGUUUGCGAAUUGGUAGGUCCCAUUGUUUCAGGGCCCUCAGGCCUUCCUCCGGCGUUGUUACAUGUGUAAAGGUGCCAUUGCGCUGGAUAAUCAGGCGCACCGGGUGACCCCAUCUGUAUGGGAUCUUGUUGUCCCGCAGCGUUUCCGUAGUCUCCUUGAACUCCCUUCGGCGUUGUAGGGUGGCUGCCGAUAGGUCAGCAUAUAUUUGUAGAUGGCCAUAUUUAGCUGGAAGGUUUGUGCGGUUCCUGGCAGCUUUGAGUAUGGCCUCUUUGACAUGAUAAUAAUGGAGAUGGGUCAGCGUAUCUCUCGCCGCCUCGGCUGGUAGAAACUUCGGUUUGGCCACCCGGUGGGCCCGGUCCAGCAGGAUCAUCUCAGUCGGUAUUUCUGGUAUUAGACACUUGAAAAAACCUGUCAGGAAUUCAGGUAUUUCAGCUUGCGUUAUCGAUUCCGGUAUGCCCCGGAUUCUCAGGUUCUGUCUCCGUGACCUGUCCUCCAGAUCUGAGAGUUUGAGCUGGGCUGAGGUGAGUUUCUGUUCCAGGGCUUUAACGUGGUCUGUCAGGUCGUUAUGUGCCUCUUCAUAUUCGCCCAUGCGGUUUUCCACGUGGGCCGUUCUUUCGCCCAGCUCCUGGAUGUCCUUGCCCAUUGCAGUGACCGAUGCUUGGAUUUUGUUGAGCAAUUUGUCGGACAUUUCGUCCAGGCACGCUCUCAGGAAUUCCUGUGUCACGGGGAGAUUCCCAGGGUCUGGUGAAUUAUGGAGGGGGAGGGUAUCGUCGCCAUCUUGGUCUGCCUCAUGCUGGCCCUGGGCUCUGGUAGGCGCGGGUCUCGCCGCAAAGAAGCCCGAUUUUUCAGCCCUAUCAGGGAUUUUCUUACCCCUCUGCUGCGACAUGCUUGUGGGGCGAGUGAUGCCGGGUUGCGUUUCGCGGUAUGCUGGGUUUAGUCGCUUCGUGGGCUAAUCUAGGAGCGGAGCACUAGUGCCGUGCGACCAUCCGCUUCAGCGUGCAGGCCACGCCCCCGUAAUAAACAUUUUUUUUAAAUAAUUCCAUUAAUAUCACCCAACCCCCUGAACCAUUUGCGUCUAAAAAGCUCUACAUUCAUGGUUGCAGUGCGCCUAUGGUCUGCAGCCUCCCUGUAAUAAUGUAUUUCAUUAUUGUGGCAUGGUGCCCUCAUUGCUGACUGGUUGAAUUUCUUUGGCAAAGAAAUGCUCACUUCAAGAUAAUGUGCAGUAAUAGGGCUCCACAUGAAAAAAUACGUCUGCGUCAGGAUAAUGCACGGAAUAAGCCAGUGUGCUUUUUCACAUUUAAUUCCCGCACUAUUUUCUUGUCUUCUAAUACCUUGCGCGGUGGCUUUAAGGAAAUCUUCUCACGAUUUGUUUCCUAAGCUUUUCUAUGUAGGCAGCUUGAGAUUUCUUGCCUCAUUAAAUCAGUGAGAUUAAAGACUUUAGCUUUUCACACUAACUGCUAAAAGCUCCAGGUGCACUUCCUAGAGUGCUCUGUGAAUGGCAGUGGGAUUUGCUUAGUGCCAUUAUUUUUACAAUCUGUUAUAUCUCUUUCAUAAAAGAAAUGUAUCAAUUGAAGAAAAGUUAUUUGCUAUUUGUUCUUUGUCUAAUUCUCUUGUUUGACUAGGAGAGGUUUGGGAACAGAAUUUUCAAGGGUUAAUAUAUUUAGAUGAUAAAUUAGAGAAACUACAGAACAUCUGGUAAGUCAGUUGUCGAAGAGCAAGUAAGGGCUAUGACAACACUCACUACAUACAAAACUUCAGAGUAGGUGAAAAUAAGAUGUGAGAACUUUAGAGUUAGUACGUAGAGAUGGGGAUUAGAGUUUAGCUAUGUGCGGCCUAUUUUAUAGACGAUCCCCAAAUUGAAUUCUAGGUUUCUGCAGUUUUCCUUUAACAGAUCAUUGUCCAAUGUGUCAAUGAGGUGUUUUAGGACCGGUUUCACUUUUCAGCCCCAACGUCGGGGAGAAAAGUAUCAAAAAUAAAAUAGUAGCUAUUUUCAGGCUACAAACUGGAUAAUCACUAAACUCCCAAAACUAUCAUGAAUUAAAAUUUGAAUUGCAAAAGUGAGACAAAAUGGCUGAUUUGGAAAAAAAAAAAUAACUGCUAAUUAGUCAUUACCACACCAAUAGUUGUCACAGCACAAACUGAGUGGGGCUGCCCCACAUGGCCGACAUGGACCAACUUCCAUUGCACAUUGACUCAAAAAGCCGAAAGGAAUAGAAAGCGGAACAAAUGACAAAACGUAUGUCAAAGAAGUUUAAAAAGGGAAUAUAAAAUUUGAAGAGACCUGAUUAGGACAGGAGAGUAAAAUAGCAUGCAAAUAACUUGGGUUAGCGGUGAGUCCUAUAGAAUGGCCCUGCUUACAGUAAAAAACAAAAAGCUGAGGCAAUGAGAUCUCAUUCUACCCUUAAUCAAAUUAAGUAUAUAGUCGGUAUACAGGUAUUCUAACAUUCACUUGCAGUGGACAUGGGAUUCAUUGACCUUUUACUACUAUACCACCUGCUUAUCUAACGUGAGGUAGUAGAUUUGGGACCUUCACCGUGGGCUGCAAUCCACUGUAGUCUCUGGUACCCCAUACCCUGCUUUUCAAGGCAUAGAAUGACAAGGGAAAUACAUUAAAUCUAUUAAUAUACUUUGUAUAAAUACAUGUAUUGACACGUGAUUUUUACGGGUUUUUUUAAGGAGCCAAAACUGGUGCCAUAGGACACUUCAUUGUUUUCCCACUCAUAACUUUAAACCGUAGUCUUGACUUAAAAGAAGAAAAACUACCACAACAAGAGGACAUAGUCUUAAAUUAGAGGGACAAAGGUUUAAAAAUAAUAUCAGGGAGUAUUACUUUACUGAGAGGGUAGUGGAUGCCUGGAAUAGCCUUCCAGCUGAAGAGGUGGAGGUUAACACAGUAAAGGUGUUUAAGCAUGCGUGGGAUAGGCAUAAGGCUAUCCUAACUAUAAGAUAAGGCCAGGGACUAAUGAAAGUAUUUAGGAAAUUGGGCAGACUAGAUGGGCCGAAUGGUUCUUAUCUGUGGUCACACUCUGUUUCUAUAUACACAAAGCCUUAAAAUAUGUAGAUAUUUGUAUAACGGUCAGGGUUGAAGGACGAGCUUUCUUUAUCAAAUAGACUCUGAUUCAGUAAAUCUAGUGGGCAUUUUAAACCCCAAAAUAUGUUAAGCUAUGUAAGGAUUCUUUUUGGAUUACGGUAGUGUGAUUUUGCUUUGAUUUUUUUUUUUUUUUCUAAAGAUACUAUGAGAAUGUGUUUCUGCCCCAAAGAAAGGUGUAAUCAGAUAAUACAUUUCCUUGUCUUCUUUAGCCGCCAAUACAAGUUCAGAUUUAACCUUUAUUUCUAGCUUUUUGGGACCUUUUUCAUUGUUGAAGAAAGCAUUCCAUGGAGUUUCAUAAGUAAAUGAGAAUUAUUCAAAUUUUUUAAUUUUUUUACCCCCAUCAUUUCUUAAAGACCUUGUACUGGAAACGACAUUGUGUUUUGGAGUAUUUCUUCAAAGGAACACUGAAGUCACCCAGACUACAUCAUCUCAAUGAAGUACUCUUUUUGCAGUGAUCCUGUCAUUUUAAGUCUUCAAUCUAAAACAUUUGGUAGCCUUGGCAGUUUUUAUAUUGACAGGUUAAAUGCACCUCAAGUGGCUGUCUUCCUUACAUAGCAGGAAUACAUGCUGCUCAUAACAGCAUUUGAUUGGUGUAGCAUGGAGUUUGGCUGUGCAUGCGUAUCUUGUCCACCAGUGCUUCUCUAUGAGAAACAUUGGAUUUAAUGAGAUUGUACAAGAUGUUCGUAGGCGUGAUGAUAUCUUCAAUGUGGGUGGCUGCAGCAGAGAAGUCUUGGUGCUGGAUAAAAGGUGAGUAAACUUUUAUUUUUAUCAUCAAAGAGGUGGACAAUGGUCAGUGUGAUUGAUGGGGAUCUAAAAUUCCAGAGGAGAAAAAAACUUGUUUUGGGGAAUAUAAGUUCCUUUCUAUGUCGUUAAUUUGAAGGCAAAGCACUCAAAGCCUAAUGUUUAAGUUUGUGUUUGGUCUGCUAAUUUUUUUUAAUUUUUUUUUACCGUUUACUGAAUGUAUUUGAAGGUGUGAAGGUUGUUCCCGUUGUAUGAAAAGCUGAUGUUUGCGAUGUUGUUGCUAAAGUUCUAAGCCAAGCGUCAAACACACAUUGUAUUUCCUUAAUUCAUAACCUUUCAGGUGGUGUUCUCUUUAUUCAAGAAGGUUUCAUUUUGCAACAUUUAGCUGCUCUUUGCGAGUGGGUCUUCAUCAUCAAUGUCCUCAUCUUCUACGGAACAUUUGCCUUCGAAUUUGGGGCAAUAUCGACGGAUACGUUCCUGGUUCUACUCAAAGCUAGCAGGGCUCCAAAGAGCUAUAAGGCAGGAACCAGCACUCCGGCCACUCCUCAUGCCCAUAGUACAUCUGAGAACAUGGCCAUGAUUUGA